AAACUUGUGCCAUAUGUUUGUGCUAAAAUACAAUUUUAAAUAACUACAAAACAAUUUUAUGUUUGUGAUGUAUGUUAAAUGAACGUUAAACAAUUUAGUUAAUAUAACAUUUACAAAUUAAUGAGACUUUUUAUGAAUAAAUAAUUUACAAACUCAUAGCGAUGUUUAUUCAAGAUUUGAAAGAAGAAUUUUAUGGUCGCUUAGUUGGAAAGCGUAUUUUGAUGAUUGUAAAUUAUGAUAUUGAUGCCAUUUGCGCUAGUAAAAUAUUACUAGAACUGUUUAAGUAUGACCACAUGCUUUAUUCAGUUGUGCCAAUAAUGGGUAUAGCAGGUUUGCGUCGUGCGUAUGAUGAACAUCAGUGCGAUGUGAAAUAUGUGGUGCUUGUUAACUGUGGUGGCUGUGUUGACAUAGUUGGAAUGUUACAACCAGUCGACGAUGUUACAUUUUUUGUGUGUGAUUCUCAUCGACCGUUUGAUGUUUGUAAUAUAUACAGUGAUAAGCAGAUUUGUAUAUUAGCUGAUCCAACAUUAGAGGGAAAUAUUCCUGCCUUUGAGUCGAUAUUUUGUGAAUCUGAUAAUGAAAAUGCUGGGUCUGAUGAUAAUAGCACUGGAGAAUCUGACAAUGGUGAUUGUCAACAAGUUGAAAAGUUAAGCCGAUUCGAGAAACACGAUCGCAAUAUACUAAAGCAUCGUCAAAAACGUUCCUGGGAAAAUGAACGUAACCGUAUCAUGUUUCAAUAUACGCAAUACAGCUACUACGGUCGUUCGUCUGCGAUUAUUGUCUAUGAUCUUGCAUGGAAGCUUUCAAAAGAUAAUAUGGAUUUACUUUGGUGGGCAAUAGUAGGAAUUACAGAACAAUUACUUUUAGGAAAAAUAGAAAGUUCCGCUUACACAUUAGAAAUUGAAUGUAUACAAUCGCAUAUAUCACGAUUAACUCAUAAAAAUAAUGAUCAAGGCAAUUUAAAUACAUCAAAAAUAAGUUUUGAGAAUGACCUGCAUUUGGUACUUUAUCGUCAUUGGAGUGUCACUGAAUCUAUAAAAUAUUCAAUGUAUUCUGCAUGCAAACUUAAACUUUGGACACUUCGUGGUGAAAAAAAGCUUCAUGAGCUUCUCGUGGAAAUGGGAUUGCCUUUGGUUCACGCUAGACAAACUUAUAAAUCUAUGGAUUUAGUGCUACGCCAAGAACUAACUUCCAUGUUUGAAAAAUUGGCUGAAAAAUAUGGCAUAACUGAUAUUAUAUAUGGAUCAUUUACUCUGAGCUAUGGUUAUCGUAAUCGUUAUUCAGGUGCAGAUUAUGUUUAUUCAAUGUUAGCUAUAUUGGAAUCAGUUAAAAGUGAUAAGACGCCAGAAUAUUGCUUUUUGGAAGCUCUAGACAGUCUAUCUAGAACUCAUAAGAAUAUAUUAGCAGCUGGUAUCGAAAAAGCGAAACUUUUGUUAGCAGCUGUUUUUCGGCAAGUCCAAACGGUUCUAGAAGCUCGUCAAAUUCAUUCGACUGGCUCGUUUUUUUAUUAUGUUCUUAAUGAAGAAAAUUCCUUUUUUUCGUAUCCCUAUGGAUUGUUGCUGCUAGCAAAAUUUAUAUUAAAUGGUCAUGUUACAGUUUCACGUAAUAGACAUGCUUCACAGUUGCCUUUAAUUGCUAGCUGUCCAAUAGAUUUAGAAAGUGGUCAAUGUUUACUAGUAGGUAUACCACCGCUAAGUGAACAUUCGAAUAAAAAUUUCUUUGGCAAAGCGUUUGAACAGGCUGCUGUGAAAAGUAAUGCGGCUGUAUUACAAGACUUUUUUGAGGGAUCUUUAAUACAAAUUAGACAAAGUGAUCUAACUAAUUUUAUUGAUGCAUUAACUGUACUCCUCACAUAGAUGAUUCUAAAAUCAGUGGACUUAAAAUAUGUCAUAUUUUUUAAAGCUUUAAACAGUGUGAAAUUGGAGUUUCCACAGUCAUGUCCUAAACGAUAAGAAAUGUGAAAAAUAAAUACUUUGAUAAUUCAAAUUUAAUUGAGCUAGUAAAAUAUCAAAUUUAGAUAUUUUAAAUUUAAUUAUAGAAAAUAUAUGUAAUUAAUUUUUAAAUGGAUCAGUUUAUUUGUAUUUUAUAUUUAUUUAAAUGUUA
This is a messenger RNA of Teleopsis dalmanni, 2103 nucleotides long. It is a transcript of the gene Cdc45, whose product is annotated as cell division control protein 45 homolog. NCBI's taxonomy places the organism in Eukaryota, Metazoa, Arthropoda, Insecta, Diptera, Diopsidae. Bases 162 to 1856 code for a protein of 564 amino acids. Gene Ontology annotation, biological process: double-strand break repair via break-induced replication; DNA replication initiation; mitotic DNA replication preinitiation complex assembly. Gene Ontology annotation, cellular component: DNA replication preinitiation complex. Gene Ontology annotation, molecular function: single-stranded DNA binding; chromatin binding; DNA replication origin binding. The record is from RefSeq and is a predicted model, not a curated record. The transcript is spliced from 3 exons.